This is a messenger RNA of Mya arenaria, 5399 nucleotides long. RefSeq names its product protocadherin-9-like. Gene Ontology annotation, biological process: homophilic cell-cell adhesion. NCBI's taxonomy places the organism in Eukaryota, Metazoa, Mollusca, Bivalvia, Myida, Myidae. The coding region runs from base 508 to 3846 and encodes 1112 amino acids. The transcript is spliced from 4 exons. Gene Ontology annotation, cellular component: plasma membrane. Gene Ontology annotation, molecular function: calcium ion binding. The record is from RefSeq and is a predicted model, not a curated record.
GUUAACGAUUAUUCAGGGCUGUUUUUAGUUCAUCAAAAACAAGGAGAUUAAGUGUUCAUUUUUGAUGAACUGAAAUUAUUUUUAUAAGCAACGGGCCUGAGGAUCAGAUUUUCCUACAUAUACAUGAAAUAUUAUAAGAAUAUUUUGCGAAAAUCAUUGCCGUGAAUGGACAAAAUUAUGUUCUGACGUUUUAACUUCAUCAAAAUUCAAUUACUACACGCGGGUCACUGUUUAAAAGACAGGAUGGCGUACAUGCGCCAUUAACACCUGUCAAAAUCAUGACUAAUUAAUUCAAAUUAUCAUCAAGAAAACAAUAACAACUUGUCUUGUAGUUAAAUUUAUGGCAAAGAUAUUUUCAACACAUCCGAUAGUAUCAUAUGAAGCCCUUUCGUGGUUAUUCGUAUGUAUAAACACCGGAUGGACUAUCAGAAUGAUCUUAGAUUAGAUUAAGGAAAAAAAUGAUGAGAUAGAUACAAAUACUUUGGUAACAUCAUCAACUCAGUAAACAUGGCAACUAUUGUUGCUGUAACCAUCCUACUGGCCUCAACUCUCGUUGCCAUGACGAGGGGACAGGGGACCAUGCUGACCUUCAGAAUCAAUGAGGAAGAACCAGCGGGAACUUUCGUGGGUAGCGUAGCAGAUGCCAAUCUUGAAGGGACGUCAUUUCGGUACACAAUUAUCGGCACUCAAACUGACUUUAGUCUACAGGAUCAGACUGGCAACUUGUAUACAAUGACUAAAAUCGACCGUGAUUCCAAAUGUAAAGAUGCUCAGUCCAGCACUAAUGGUGAAUGUGUCAUUGAAUUGUUAGUAGGUGCAGAGUCAGGGACUUUUUACGCAACAGUAACUGUGAAAGUGGUUAUCAAUGAUGUUAACGACAAUGCGCCUCUAUUUCCUAGUUACACACAUGAGUUAAGAAUUGUAGAAGGAACUCCAAGAUUGACAGAAUUUAGUAUACCCCGAGCUGUGGAUACUGACUACGGAAGUAAUGGAAUAACCAAGUAUGAAAUCAGUCCCUCUCAUCCAAGUUUCGGAAUUCGUGCUACCAAAAAUCUUGCUGGAAAGUUUGAUGUGUUCAUUGUAGUAUUAGAUACCAUUGACAGGGAAACAGAAGACACUUACCAGUUGGAAGUGUUUGCUAUAGAUGGUGGGGGUAGGCGUGGAGGGAUGACUGUAAAUGUUAUAGUUACUGACAUCAACGACAACGAACCUGUCUUUGAUAGGUCAAACUACACCACAACUGUGGAGGAAGGCACUGCACGAGGAACUGUCAUCUUAACCAUACAAGCCACUGACAAGGACAUUGGCGACAAUGGUAAAGUGUCGUACAAAAUUGCUGAUGGAUUUACACUAACAGAUUUUGUCUUGAAUUCUACAAGUGGAGAAAUCUAUGUGGACACUGAUGACUUGGUUUAUUAUCCUGGUGUGAGCUAUGAAUUUGUUGUUGAUGCUUAUGACCAUGGAGAAAAUUUUAAGCAAAAACAAGUGUAUGUGUACAUUAACAUCUUGGACACUGGGAAUAAUCAUCCACAGAUCACUCUGAAUGUCGGUAACAGUGGUUUCGUAAAUAUUUCUGAGAAUAAGGGCCUGAAGCAAAUGGUUGCCGCGGUAACAGUGGAAGACCCUGACACUGGUCUCAAUGGCGAGGUUACAUGCUCCACACAGGAAAGCUACUUCUCUGUGCAGAAAGUCGACAAUAGCCAGUUUAUAGUGGUAGUGAACAGCCAACUGAACCGAGAAAUCAUUGAUAUGCAUACAGUGAAUGUCACAUGUACAGAUAACGGUGAUCCUCCUCUGAGUUCCUCCAAAACGUUUCUGGUCCGAGUCACUGAUGAAAAUGACAACAUGCCUAUAUUUGAAAGUAAAAGUUACUCUGCCAAAAUUGAUGAAAAUAGACAGGAGGAACAAAUGAUUUUGAAAGUUUCGGCUACAGAUAAUGAUAUUGGGGACAACAGUAAAAUUCACUAUAAAAUUGUUGACAAUGAUAAAAUUACUGUGCAUUCAGUGACUGGCGUCAUAUCUGCCAAACCUUUCUUUGAUCGUGAAAGUACGCCAGUGAUAGUGUUUGAAGUUCUUGCUAUAGACUCGGGCGCCAAACCUCUGACUGGGACAGCCACCGUUACCCUCACAAUUGAAGAUGUAAAUGACAAUGCCCCCAAGUUCCGACAACCAUCUUACUCUCUAGAAGUUCUAGAAAAUCUGCCCUCGGGAACGUACGUAGAUCAAAUUUCGGCGACAGACCUUGACAUUGGUGUGAAUGGGAUGUUUACUUUUUCGCUUUCUUCAGAAUAUCUGGAAAGUAGGCUUCCAUUCAUAGUGUUUGAAAAUGGUGAGAUUCAGACCAACAAGGCAUUGGAUCGUGAGACCAGGAGUAGCUACAUGUUUGACGUAGUAGUUCAAGACCAGGGAUCCCCUCCACUGGACAACUCAGUGAAAGUUACUGUCAUUGUGAAAGAUGUUAAUGAUAAUAAGCCUAAUAUUACUUUCCCAAUUGAAAAUAAUAAGACUGUGUCAAUUUAUUAUCCAAACAAUGACCUUGAUGUUGUCGCACAAGUUGAGGCCUAUGAUAUUGAUGAUGGUGAAAAUAAGUUGUUGAACUACAACAUAUUGAAGGGCAAUGAUUUAGGAAUGUUCAAGAUUGAUCAGAAUACUGGAACAAUAUCCAUAGCAAAGCAUGACAUUAAAAUAGAUUCUGAUAUGGAUGUGACAUUACAGGUUGAAGUGAAUGACAAAGGAGAUCCAGUUCUAAAAUCACAUGCAGACUUGGUAGUGAGUGUUAUCUACUCCAAUGCCACAUACCAGGACUUGAGUGGUGAAAAAGACCAACUGGUUGUAAUUGUUGUUGUAGUGGUGGUUGUCACGGCAGUGUUCUCUGCUAUUAUCAUCGGUGUCAUAGUCCUUCUACGGAACUGGGACAGGAAGAAGUCACUUCCAGACUCAACUGAUAAGCCAGAGACAACUGAACAGGGUUACUCGAGCGUGGACAAGCCCUCCCUGUUUAUCCUGAACAACGCGGGUGAAUCCUCCACUGACUACCCGAGCCCGUACGCUGAGGUGACCAGGAAAAAGAAGGAAGUCAGCUUCUCCCUAGAUGAGAUGGACUCUGGCUUCCAGAACAUGCAGCUACAUGUAAAUUUGAGCCCCGAGCCCAGCAAAUAUGCUCCAGAAAAGCCUCCCCGCCAAGAGAGUCCUGACAGCACAAAGGACCUAUACGACAAGGUGACCACACGUCUUGAGACCCUCCGUUUGCAGCAGAUGUUGAUGGGGACUCGUGCCCGUCAACACCAUCCUGCCCCUCACCCUGACGACAGUCGCUCGGAGUCAUCUGGGGAGACAAGUAGCGGGGACAGUGGACGUGGUGCCAGUGAGGAGGAGGUGACAAGUGCCUCACCUUCCACAGAUGAUCAGAAGGUAUUUGACUACAUUGUGCCAUCCUCCAGUUUUUCAACGUCAUCCCAGUCUCACCGCCCCUCCCCGUCAAAGGCCGACAGUCGUAGCGUGGCACCCCCACCCAUUCCACACCGCACAUAUAGACCUUAUUCAUCAUUUAACAGAAACCAGACUUACACAGGGAACCAGGAUUACAGUUCAGACUAUGGUUCCAACUAUCAGUAUUUAAAUGACUCAAAUAAACCAUAUCGCCAUAGUGACAUAAUUGACCCCAGUGCAUUGUCAUGGCAACAUGCACAGCCUCGUUCAUAUUCUACAAAAUUGAACAGUGUUAAUAUUCAAAGUGACUUCUCCUUCUCGCCAUCUCAGUAUCGCUUACAUCCACGAGACGAUGACGACUGCUCAACGACAACGUCGGGUAGCUACACUUUACAUUCAAUCGAGGACUUACUGUGAGUUGCGAGGGAGCAUUAGGCACAAAAUGUGAUAAUGUCAUUCUUCAGAGACAACUUAAACCUGUUGUGAUGAUCUCAUAUGACUUGGAAGGUGAAAAUCUACAAAAUACCAUUUUUUGCUGAAAACCAAUAGUGCUGUUCAAGUGGUACCAAAGAUUUUACAUGGCCAUGAACUUACUUUACUGCUAGAAAAGGUUUCUGGAAGUAAUAAUGGCUGACAUGCUGUUUUAUAGCUUGGUCAACAAAUUGACAUGAAUAAGCAUAUGUUUUGAAAUGCUUCAAGUAUGGGUUAUGAAUUGUUUUGAUAGCUGCUUUUGAAAGGGUUGAAUAUCAUACAGAUGCAUAAUUUAGUCCCGACACAAACCAUAUUUCACAUUAAUACCAAAGAUUUCAGCAUUAUGUUUCAUAAUUAUAGUCAAGUUAUCUUUGUUAUAAUAAAUUACCUUUUCGGAGCUAUUGAUCUGCUAUGAAAUAUCUAAUCCAAGACAGUAAAUCAUAAAUGGCAUUAAGUUUAUCAUGUGGAAUUUUUCAAGGGGCAUUGUUGGCUUUUUUAUGUAAUCAAUUAAAAAAAAAUCUAAGAAAUAUGUGAAACAUACCAAGAUAAAAAGAUAUAGAAAUAUUAAAUUGAUUUUUGGAAUAUAAAAUAAAUAAAGAAGAUAAUGAGAAAUAGCGAUUUUUUUUAAUUGUGAGCAGGACGUCUUGAACCUGUGUUCUCUAGGUUUGCCGUAGGGUACCAUGUCCACUACAAUGUAAUAGACGGAUCUUUUAAAUGAGUUUUAUGCAACAAUUAAACACAAUUUAAAUAAUGUUGACAUUGAAAUGGAAGUUUUAGCAUUUUAAUGUUUAUUGUCAUUGUUUUGAAAACGGUUGUGCGUUGUUGAAAGAUCAUAACAAAGUUAUAAAAAAAAAUUGGGCCUUUUUUGCUAAUAGGUUGUUGGGUACAGAGAAGAUUUCGAAAGGCCUUAUUCCACUUUUUUUUUUUUGUAUGCUGACAUAUAAACAAAUGAACACACCAAAGCCGACUUAAGCCCCUUUUAAAUAUGUAAAAGGUGCUCACACUUCAUUUGACACAAACAUUCACGAUUGUAUUUUUUGUACAUGAUAAAUAAUUGAUUGUUCUGUAGAACUGCAAUAGACGGGUCUUGUUCAAAUCUAUUAUUUUGUGUUCAGUUUCUAUCAUGACAUGCACUUUUUAUACGUUUUUUGUGAUACAAACAAAAUGCUCAUUUCUGGUCCAUAAUCAUAGAUGUCAGAACUUUCACGCUCGAUUUAUUUCGAAAAUGUUUGACAAUACUCCUAAUGCUUGUGAUUGUCAUGCCAUUAUGUUGCACAAAUUUUAUCAGAUGAAAGUGAAAUUAAUAAAUCACAAAUUAAUAUUUCAUAAUAGGAUUUCAAUAAACUUGAAUCCUAUUCUAAAAAUUUGACAUCGUUGAUAUAUCAAUUGCUUUUAUUUAUUUGUUAAAUACAAUACAAAUUUUAUGACACAAAUCUUUAAUUGAUAAAUUUAAACUGCAUGUCAUUCUUGUUAUGUUAUAUUGCUAUAUUUUGUACAAA